Capsicum annuum is the source of this 1814-nucleotide messenger RNA. RefSeq names its product probable GMP synthase [glutamine-hydrolyzing]. Gene Ontology annotation, molecular function: DNA-3-methyladenine glycosylase activity. Gene Ontology annotation, biological process: base-excision repair. The record is from RefSeq and is a predicted model, not a curated record. The transcript has 5 exons. The coding region runs from base 468 to 1661 and encodes 397 amino acids. NCBI's taxonomy places the organism in Eukaryota, Viridiplantae, Streptophyta, Magnoliopsida, Solanales, Solanaceae.
CAUAAGAUUUGGAGUAAUUAUUUUUAAAUUUUAUAUCAAAUCAAAAUUAGACGAAGAAAGUAUUAGGUGGCAAAAGAUGAGUGGCGAAUCACGCUAAAAUGCAAGUGAAGAAAGAGACACACAAUAGUAUUCCCCUCCUCUCUCUCUCUCUCUCUCUCUCUCUCUCUAGAAAUAUCCUUAAAGAAGUCGCCGUUGGUUUCCCAGAUCCGACAGUCACCAUUUUUUCUCAUUCAUUAAACCCUCUCUACUUUACCCCCCAAUCUCAUCCUCACCCAUAAUGUGCUACUCUCUAGGGUUUUAAUCCUCUACUCUUCACUCCACACUGUUACAAUGCACCUUCAUUCUUCUUCCUUCCACACCUCUUCACCUCAACCCUAGUAAGUAAGUAACCAAAGCACAGUUGAAACAAAAGUUUUAACUUUGAAAUUCAUGGUUGUACCUUUUUUUGUGCUGAAGUAAUUGGUUCAAUGUCGGGAGGACCAAGGGUUAAAUUGAUGAAUAAUGCUGAUUCCGAAGUCCGAUCAGUACUCGGCCCGGCAGGUAACAAGUCUAGAUCCGUUGAAUUAAGAAAGCCCGUUGAAAAGCCCGUUAAGAACAACAAGCCCGAAACUGAAGAGUCUAAGGGCAAGAAAUUUGAAGGAGCUGAUGUUUUACAUGAAUCACGGUCACCCGUGGCUGUUUCGAAGAAAUGUGGAGCUGUCACCUCGAUUUUGAAGCAGCAACAGGACCACAGGACGUUGCUGAUGAGGCCGAAUCUGUCGCUGAAUGCUUCCUGUUCUUCGGAUGCUUCCACGGAUUCUUCUCAGAGUAGAGCAUCCACGGGGAAGUUGAGUAGGGGUAGCGUGACGCCGAGGGGUGGAAGAAGGAAGCAAUGUAGCCCGAAAGUGGUUAAGUCUGAGAAAGUUGGGAAAGUUGUUGGUGAAGUUGAGAGCUUGUCUCCUGUUUCUAAUCCGGGUGAUGGUUUGGUGAUAAAGAAAAAGUGUGCUUGGGUGACCCCGAAUACUGAUCCAUCGUAUGCUGCUUUUCAUGACGAGGAAUGGGGAGUUCCAGUCCAUGAUGACAAGAAGCUCUUUGAACUUCUCAGUCUAUGCACUGCAUUAGCUGAACUCUCAUGGCCAGCAAUUCUCAGUAAAAGACAUAUGUUUAGAGAAGUCUUUCAAAAUUUUGACCCGGUUGCAGUCUCAAAACUAAAUGAGAAGAAGAUAGCACCACCAGGAAGUCCUGCCAGCACUCUUUUGUCAGAGGUAAAGCUGCGGGCGGUUAUUGAAAAUGCACGCCAAACCUGUAAGCUCAUUGAUGAACUUGGAUCUUUCGACAAAUACAUCUGGGGUUUUGUGAACAACAGACCUAUAGUUAGUCAGUUCCGAUAUGCAAGGCAGGUGCCACUGAAGACAUCAAAAGCUGAAGGGAUAAGUAAAGACCUAGUUAAAAGAGGAUUCAGAGGAGUUGGACCUACCGUGGUGUACUCGUUCAUGCAAGUAGCUGGAAUCACAAACGAUCAUCUCAUUAGCUGCUUCAGAUUUCAUGAUUGUGUCGCGGCAAGUGAUGGAACGGAUAAAUAUGAUGGCCUUGCAACCAAGAGUGAAGUGAAGAACCAAGUCAAGGAUGAAACUGAGAUGGGGCUUAUAAGUGCUAUUGAUGACUUCAAUUUAUCAACGUAGUGGAAAUGUGUUCAAAGCAGUAGUAGUGCAAUGUAAUUUAUUAUACUCCUAGUAGAUUUGGUGGCUUUGCGCCCUUGGUUGCGAUACAGUUGACAGGGUGGCAAGUGCUUGUGUACAAAUGACCUUGCUUAUUAUUUUUACCAUUGCUGUGUA